Messenger RNA from Suillus clintonianus, 665 nucleotides. RefSeq lists its product as uncharacterized. The transcript has a single exon. NCBI's taxonomy places the organism in Eukaryota, Fungi, Basidiomycota, Agaricomycetes, Boletales, Suillaceae. The record is from RefSeq and is a predicted model, not a curated record. The coding region runs from base 58 to 291 and encodes 77 amino acids.
AGCAUCCACUGAUAUAACGGGUUCUGAUGAUUCUCAACGCCAAAACAUCCCCAAUCCAUGGACAUGGAGCGGUGGAUUCUCUGUCGCCGUUGGGACAGGUCAUUCUACGAUCUGACUUGGCUGAUAAAUGUGGCGCUCGCGCUCAAUCUCACCAGGGCGCUUCUGAGAUGCUUACCACAACUCGGCAUGGUGCAGAGAAUGCAUGGCUCAUGUGUACGCCAAACAAUGGCAUUAGGUGUUAACGGCACCCAAAAGGGUACGGUUCAGACGCAACUUCUUAUUUUGAAUUAAUUAUUAUGCCUCCUCCCAGCCCCCUCAUCCGUUUCUCGCGCCACCAUCCGUGCCAUUGAUAUACGACUUGCGUUAUGCACUUACCUACUCUCAGUUUUCCAUCAUCAUUUCCGUUUACGAGCUGCUGGUGCGAGUCUCUCAGCGUCACAGCUACGCUAGAAAGGCCUAUGCACAUAUGACUCAUCAGCCCGUAAUUUCCCUGGGCGUUUAACAUCGGCCCCAGUGCCGGAGAAGAAGGUGUGACAUGUUUUGACGUUCUCGCUGCACUGCACGCUGCAUUACAGUGCCCACUCACGGACACAGAAUGGGGCACCGCUAGUGACGAUAAACGUGCGAGUCAUAUUGCCACCGGGAUGGAUGAACGGUUGCCUAGA